AUGUACCCACGAGUCUAUCCUCUACAAGACAUGUUUCUUGGUACAGCGGCGCCUCAUGUAAAAAACCGAACCGACAAUCGACUAGUCUUUCCAGCAGGACCUGGGAGUCAGACCCAAGCCAUUUGCAAGUGGAUCAGCAGCAACCUGCACGAGCAUUUCCCCCACAUUAUGCAAGAAUUGUUGCGAUGUUUUUCUUGGUGGCAGGCCAACCAACAACAGACUCCCGUGUUGGUGUUGGAUGAUAAGGAAUUAAAGCAGGAAUACGCCAGAGAUUUUGUGGGCGUUUUGGAAAAGUCAUUUGGAGUGCAGGUGGUUAAAAACAGACUCUUUUUGCCAAACAAGACAGAUUCCAAUUUUGUAUACACGGACGUCAAUAUUUACUCACAACCACCCCACCUGGUGGAGAGGGCGUGGUUUCAAAUACACAAUCUACAGGAUGCAGCACUGCUGCGCAAGGAGACUCUCAAGCUUGCAAAAGAAAACAAGGAACGCGACGACAGGAACCUAGCAGAAGCAACCACCAACGAAUUAUUGGGGGGAUGCCCGGGAGAGGGUGGUCCACUAUCGGCAUCCAAGAAACAGCCAGUGAUUGCAUUCUUGAACCGAAAUGGUGAUCGCCACGUGGAGAAUAUUGGAGACAUUCUAGAGGCACUCAAGAAGACCAAAGUACUUGGUCACACCUUGGGUAUCCUGGACAUUCAUUACAUCUCCUCCUUUGAUCAAUUAUCCUUUUGGGAACAGGUGGAUGUCAUGUCCAAAGUAGAUAUUGUCAUCGGACCUCAUGGUGCUCAAUUCACCAGUGUUGCCUUUCUACCAGCCUGUGGUGGUUUGUUUGAGCUGUUUCCCAAGGGAUACUACUAUCCCAAUUAUUUUGGGAGCUUGGCUAGGACAACAGGGCACUACCACUUUCAUUUGUAUACAGGAGGCAUGAACAUUGAUGCAGAGCUGAAUCAAGACAUGAUGACUCUGGAGGGGCGGAUGGAAGCCAGGAGUCGCCAUGUGAUAGCCAAUGUGGACUUGGUGCUUCAGGGAGUACAACAAUUAGCGGAAAGGUGGCAAAGUUGUUGUGAACGACGGCUUCAGGGAGGCACAGUCGAGAGCCUUUUCUGA
Seminavis robusta is the source of this 1110-nucleotide messenger RNA. NCBI's taxonomy places the organism in Eukaryota, Bacillariophyta, Bacillariophyceae, Naviculales, Naviculaceae. The record is from the annotation of a GenBank genome assembly.